Molecule: messenger RNA, 3284 nt
Organism: Mauremys reevesii (Reeves's turtle)
Lineage: Eukaryota; Metazoa; Chordata; Testudines; Geoemydidae
Gene: PYCR1
Product: pyrroline-5-carboxylate reductase 1
Exons: 7
Coding region: 165-1025 (286 amino acids)
Biological process (GO): L-proline biosynthetic process
Molecular function (GO): pyrroline-5-carboxylate reductase activity
Source: RefSeq, a predicted model, not a curated record
CUGUCCCAGUGCCACGCGUGGUGGAGGCGGGGCCGCCACUCUCCCUUCGCCGGAGCGGCCACGUGGGCAGCGGGUUGGGGCUCCGGGAGCGGGUCUGGCCCCGUGCGCGUAACCGCGGCUCCCCUCGUGUGUCCCGCCGGGCCCGGCCGCCUGCCAGACGCACCAUGAGCGUGGGCUUCAUAGGAGCCGGGCAGCUCGCCUUCGCCCUGGCCAGGGGCUUCACCGCCGCAGGGAUUUUGGCUGCUCAUAAGAUCACAGCAAGUUCCCCAGACACUGACCUCCCAACUGUAUCUGGACUGAGGAAAAUAGGUGUAAACUUCACUAUAAGUAACAAAGAAACAGUUAAAAACAGCGAUGUUCUGUUCCUGGCUGUGAAACCUCCCAUCAUUCCCUUCAUUCUGGACGAGAUUGGCUCAGACAUAGAGAAUCGCCACAUCGUGGUCUCAUGUGCUGCUGGUGUCACUAUCAGCUCCAUCGAGAAGAAACUCUCUGCCUUCUCUCCCACCCCAAAAGUGAUCAGGUGCAUGACUAACACACCUGUGAUCGUGCGGGAAGGUGCUACCGUCUAUGCCACGGGGACUCAUGCAGAAGUGGAAGAUGGGAAGCUCCUGGAACAGCUGAUGGCCAGUGUGGGCUUCUGCACUGAAGUAGAAGAGGACCUAAUAGAUGCUGUUACAGGGCUCAGCGGCAGCGGCCCUGCUUAUGCAUUCACAGCCCUGGAUGCUCUGGCAGAUGGAGGUGUGAAAAUGGGGCUUCCCCGCAGGCUAGCUGUCCGACUUGGAGCCCAGGCCUUACUGGGUGCUGCCAAAAUGCUGUUGGAAUCUGAGCAGCAUCCCGGGCAGCUGAAGGACAAUGUCUGCUCACCUGGGGGAGCCACCAUCCAUGCCCUGCACUUCCUGGAAAGUGGAGGCUUUCGCUCACUGCUCAUCAAUGCCGUGGAGGCUUCCUGCAUUCGCACAAGGCUCUUCCUGCAGGGAGCUGCAGCACCUAGCGGAUCAGGAGAAGGUCUCCCCAGCUGCCAUUAAGAAGACCCUUCUGGAUAAGGUGAAGCUGGAGUCUCCCUCUGUUUCCAUGGCCUCUGCCAGCAAAGUCAGUCUGUUCAGCAGCAGCUGGGCACCCAACAGCAAGAAGAACUGAAGGGAUGAGGCUCCUCCAGGCACCAGCCCCCGCCCCCCCUGCAUGCACUUUCUUCUCACUCUGUAAAGGAAAAGCUCUAGUCCUAGGUGUUCCCAGCCCCUUGCCUGGCUCUUGGCCUGCAGCAACUUUGGGGGCGGUGCAAAGCUGUAGAGAAGGGACCUUAACUUCCAGCUGAGGGUGGGAACACAGUCACUAGCACUUUCUGCCCUUUGGGGGAGGGCGGUUGCUCCAUCACUGGCACAGCUGGUUGUCAGGGACACAAAGCAUCUCCUCUGGCCAGAGGGCUGGCUUCUCUGUAAAGUUACAACCCACUCCCCAAUAAUCUCCUGGGCAGUAGUAUAUUGUGAUGGGUUUAUUUUAAGGCGUAUCCUGCUGCUACUUGGCUCUGAAGGUUAGAGCGGGGCCCUCAUGGCUCCAUGGCUCCUAUCCCCAUCUCUUUUUCUUCACCACCCAGAAUUCACAUUUCAGUAGCUGCCUGGUGCAGACCACGUAUCUUUCUGUGCAGAUCUCAGAGCAUGUAUCUCUGGUGUGCCUGGUGUGAUUUUCAGGCCAGGCCAUCUGAACAUCCCCCUCCUGAACACACUGUUGGGGCCCCAGCCACUUCUCCUCCUUCAGCACCCUUCCUGGAUGAACAGCUUAAAAAGCCUCAACUCAAGCGAGUGUUCCCUUUCCCUUCUGCCUGACCAGGGUCCCGUCCCAGCCUUACCACCACUGAAUACUUCAGGUUUCAUCCCAUGUCUGAAACACUUUCUCCGCUCCUUUAGCAUGUCCUCUACCUGCUGCCCUGGGGGCAGAGAGGGGAAGGGGAACCCACAUUGUCACACCUGGUUCCAGGCCCCAGCAGGAUUUGCUCAUUUCCCAGUGUCUUUUCCAGUUGUGUAUGCAGAGGCUGUCAGACCUUCCCUUAGAGCUGAUUUCACAGGAUUCCUCCAUAUGCAUGUGAUUCCUUUCUAAUUUCAUCUCAUUCCCCAAUGUUUACAUCAGUCCUUGAUGGUUUCCAGCUUCACCACCUUUUGUGCUCCAGCUCAAACUGCAAAUUUUCUCCACUCUGUACUGCAGCCCCUGUCAGUUCCUCCUCUGGCCCUGCUGCAUUCCUUCUCUCUUUUCCUGCCUCUCCUCUUAUCGGUCACAUGGCCUCCCAUCUCCAGCUCCCUGGAAGGUGGUGCACUAAAGGGAGAGAGGAGAAAUGCCUGGGCUGGCAGACACUAGCCCUGGAGGUGGGUGUUGAAUCUCUGUCCAGUUACAUUAGGAGCUACUCCAGGACCAGCAGCACAGGCAGAUGCCUAUCAAUAUUUCACUCACUGCUUUGUGUGACUCGUUUACAGCAAGGGGCUAAGCUGAUCUAUGUUUACGUAGCUUCCCUGCCCCUGCUGACACCCCUCGCUCUCCGUGCAAACCCUGUCACGCACCAAAGAAUUGAAUGGGGUAGACAACAGCCUCCUGCCCUCCCUUGGGUGCAGUGGAAGCCAGCAGGCAUGGCAAUGAUAUAUUGUUCUAGACCAUUUCCUACCUCUAUUCCAACAGGGUGGUGGGGAGAAGAAAGGCAGGAGCUGGAAGGAAAGUCUGUCUGCAGGUGCUAGCAUUGUUCUUGAUCUGUCAGCAUCCUGACUGCUGCUGGACCCAGAAGGGAGGUGGCAGCAGCACUUCACUUGCUGGGUAGUCUCUCUCCCCCCUCCCCCCACCCCCAGCCCAUGGCUUCUGUCUCAGAGCUGAGGUUUUCAGUCUGGUGGUGUUGGAGCCUCGGGGGCCAGGCCUCUGUGCACGGAGCCUUGGGGCUGAGCCCCAGCGCAGAUAGCAUGUAGGGUGUGUCCUGCGGCGGCUGGGAGAGAGCCUCCCACCCCAGACAGGCAGAUAUGGCUCGGCUCAGCUCAGACUGACCCACCCUCCUGCAACUGAGGGAAGGGGGCUAGUCAGACUUUGCACACGUGUUUGUAGUGCACUCUCUCAAGCCUAGCUAGCACAUCUGGCCUGGGCUGGGAGGCUCACUCCCCGCUGCAGUGGAGACACACGGUCGGUGGCACAAAGGUAAAAGCUUUCUCGCUGUCCCGGCUCCUGCUUAGCAGAGGCAGCGUGGGACACUAUUGCUGAAUUAGACACACUUUCUUCCCCUCCUUCUUUCCAGAAUAAAUGUUGCUUCUCAGCCUGUG